UGGCGGAAAUAACAACAGUAAUCAGGAACUUUUGAUGAACCCAGAUGGGAACUGCCAUGAACGAGACCUUGAGUUGGGUUCAAGCAAAGACUUUUUGCUAAAAGCAUUUGGGGAAGAAGGUGUGGAGGCAGAGCUCAUGAGACUUCAUAACCUCGCUGGCCCGCCAAGGUUCCUGUUCACAAUCAAGGAGGAGACGAAUGAGGAUUUAGAAUCUGAUGAUGGGAAAUCCAGAGGUGAAAGGUCAACCACCAGAAGCUUGAGUGACCUAGUGAUGGCGGUUGAUUCUCCUUUCCUUACCCCUCUAGCUUCUCCUCACUUAAAGUCUCCACCUUUGAACAGUUUAGAUACUUUUCAUCUCCAUGGAUUGUUCAAUCCGCUCUUUGAAUCGUCUGGAGAUGGAGAUAGUUUCAGUAGGUUUAGAUCAUCACCUCCUCCAAAGUUUAAGUUCUUGAGAGAUGCAGAGGAGAAGCUGCUGAGAAGAUUAGCGGAGGAAGCGGAGAAGAAGAGGUCUAGUAAUGGAGGUAGGUUAGUUCAAGACUCUGGUAAUAAAGCUUCGAAUGAUUCAACAAUGGCGGUGGAAGAAAUGGAUGGUUCUUUUCUGAAAUUCAUUGUGAAAAAUAACAGAGAAAAAGAUCACAAUCGUCAUCAAAACUUACCACAGUUUCCUUCAUGUUCUUCACAGGUACUGCCAUUGGCUUCUUCACCUACAACUUUCAGACCAUUAAACCAGAAACCCUCUGUGCAUUAGUUUUUUUUUUUUUUUUUUUUUUUUUUU
Molecule: messenger RNA, 775 nt
Organism: Carica papaya (papaya)
Lineage: Eukaryota; Viridiplantae; Streptophyta; Magnoliopsida; Brassicales; Caricaceae
Source: RefSeq, a predicted model, not a curated record